This is a messenger RNA of Zea mays, 872 nucleotides long. RefSeq names its product protein LATE FLOWERING. The transcript has a single exon. Gene Ontology annotation, biological process: negative regulation of abscisic acid-activated signaling pathway. Bases 246 to 743 code for a protein of 165 amino acids. The record is from RefSeq and is a predicted model, not a curated record. Lineage: Eukaryota; Viridiplantae; Streptophyta; Magnoliopsida; Poales; Poaceae.
UUAAUUAAAAAAUGCGGCCUUUGACAAUUAAAGAGAAUAUGAAAUGGCUUUUAGCACAGCCGACAUGACUCAUCACGAGAGAAAAGCCAAACCAAAGGACGUGAGACAUGCAGGCAGCUGACAUCACAUUCACGGAUCAUCGCUUAUAUUUAUACACCACGUAUUAGUGCAGUGGAUCCUCCUCCUCAAGAGGUUCACCCACUCGAUCAUAUCACCACCUCCGAUCCUAUAGAGAUAGAGAGCUCAUGGCGAGGCAGCCGGCCGGCGGCGACGACGUCAACCUGGACCUGCGCCUCGUCCACCACCAGUCGGCGUCCGGCGGUAUGGGCAGGCUGCAGCACCACCACCUACCGCCGGUGGCCGCCGACGACCCUGACCGCAGCUUCUCGUGCACCUACUGCCGCCGCAAGUUCUUCAGCUCGCAGGCGCUGGGCGGCCACCAGAACGCGCACAAGCUGGAGCGCAGCCUCGCCAAGCGCAGCCGCGAGCUCUCCAGCGCUGUGGCGGUCGUCAGUGCGGCCAUCUCCUCCUCCUCUGCCGCGGCGGCAGCAGCGCCGCGGGCGGCGGCUUCAGAGCUCUGUAGCUGGUACCCGACCGCGCAAGCGGGAGGCCCAGGGGACCAGGCAGCCGCGGCGGCCGUCGUGAGCUGGAUCGCAGACGGCGGGCGCCGGUACGCAUACCGCGUACAACAAGCCGCGGCGGCCAGCGACGCCGACGACAUCGACCUGUCGCUCAGGCUGUAAGCUAGCUAAGCGCUACGCAUGCGCAUCGUAUGUACGUACGUAUGUGUACGCGUGUUGAAGCUGCGAAAUUUAUGAGACUACUGGAUCCCAUUAUUUAUUCCAAUCGAUCGCGAAGAACAUGCUUUGAUA